UAAGCAAUGCGGCGACGCGCAACAUGUUCGCCCCAGUUGGCCGCCACUUUGUAGGGGGAGGAAGAUGUGUGAGAUAUGGGGGCCGGGGUACCGGCAUGCUGUAAAUAGGUAGGAUCUUACCUAUGCGACGCUGACUCUACUGGGAAAGGAGCCGCCGUUGCGACCUCUUCGCCUGGGGACGAAUCGGGGCUCUUCCUGGGCUGAGAGGUAGCACACAAGGCUUGCGAGACAAUGGGCGUCCUCAUGUGUGAGGGUGAGGGUGAGGGCGAGAGUUGAUUGAGGAGGGUUCAUAUAAGAUCGGGGCCGAGUCUUGCCUCUUCUGCGAGACAUUACUUUUCCCCCUCCACCUACAUCCUCUUGUGUGAUACUGGUACUACAUCCCCGGAAUUUAGUCUGCGUAUGCAUACAUACAUACAUACAUACCUAUCAAUUCCCAUCAGACAUCUAUUUUUUUUCUUACUGUGCACGUGCACGUCUACUGCGACAUUGAUAAAUCGUCAUUAUGGCACAGCUGAAACCACAGCGCAGGCCUUCGGCAGAGGUCUCAUCACCAAGCAGAUGUCAUAUUCCAUCGCAAAAACAUUCACAAUCCACGGCACUCAUCUCAUCACCAUCACCAUCACAUUUCGGGGCAUCAUCGGCGCAUGAUGUCAAGAGACAAAGUGGUCGUGGCUACGGUGCCCGAAAUGAUUCCCAGCUGCACAAGAUGAGCUCCCAAGAGAAGUCCAACCCGCCAAAGAGGGAGCGCAUCGCCCGGACAUCGUUGACAGACACACACGCACCAUCUCACUCUCAGAGACCAGUGCCGGGCAACCAGAAACGAGCCUUCCCGGCACUGAGAACAAGAGACAUUCUCAGAAGUCCCCGACUACAGCAAGUUACAGGAAUACUGCCGAGGAAGGCCGAUCUCUGGGCCGACAGAGAGCUACCUCCUGACGAGCUUUACCGACUCGCAUGGGCCAUGAGAUUACCUGAGCCGUUCCCCGCAAAGCGGCCACGAGGCGAAACCCAAACCCCAAUUACAUCUCAACUCAGGAAGAUGUAAUAGCCAUAAGCAAGAAACCGAAAAUGCAAAAGAAAAGUCUCAACUCAGAGACCUAUUGGCUAUAACAAGAUGGUCAAAGAAAGAAAAAAAAUCCCCUCCAGGAAGGAAUUUUGAAUCCAAUUAUUCUAUCUCAUGACACAAAACGUCGUUUCUCUCAUCAACUAUAAUCC
Molecule: messenger RNA, 1215 nt
Organism: Xylaria bambusicola
Lineage: Eukaryota; Fungi; Ascomycota; Sordariomycetes; Xylariales; Xylariaceae
Exons: 1
Coding region: 503-1045 (180 amino acids)
Source: RefSeq, a predicted model, not a curated record